UUGAUUCUAAAUUAUUCGAUUUAUCGUUUUAGACCAUUCUCGCCGGGAGAUUAUGAUUUGUACAAAAGAGUAGUGGCUCUCAAAAGCAGUGACUCGGAUCUCAAAGUUCUCAUUUCAUACGGAGGCUAUAAUUUCGGCUCCUGGACCUUUACGGAGAUUCGGGAAACUUUUGACAAAUCAAAACCCGGUCUACUGCUCACCGCAGCUGUUGCUGCUGGCGAGGAUACUGUACUGAAUGCUUACGAUAUUAAAUCGAUGGCUAAUUCCUACGAUUAUAUUUUCUUGAUGUCCUACGAUCUGCACGGCUCCUGGGAGUCGACCACGGAUAUGCACGCCAAACUGCGUGAAAAGAGCGGUGGUGGCAUCUACAACACCGAGUAUUCAGCAAAAGUGUGGGUGAAUGGAGGGAUGCCAAAAAGCAAGGUCGUUAUUGGGAUCCCGACCUAUAGUAAAGGAUACCGCCUUACAUCAUCGGCAAACGGACUUGGUGCCAGCGCAAAUGGUCCCGCAGCUCCUACUGCAGUUUACACCGACGGAGCGGGGGCAGCAUAUUGGGAGAUCUGUGAUAUGAUCAAAUCUGGUGGCAAGGAAACAACUGAGACAACAGCGGUUGGCGCAUAUAUGUCACAAGGAACUAACUGGCAUGGAUACGACAAUCCAGCGAGUAUUAAAAUAAAGAUGGAAUGGAUUUUAAAGGAAGGCUAUGCAGGCGCCUUUAUAUGGGCGUUGGACACUGAUGACUUUAAUGGAAAGCACUGUGGAAAAGGUACAUAUCCGCUAAUGAACGCAAUCAAUGAGGGUUUGGGAGGCGCAGUGCUGCCAGAAACGACGACGAAAACACCCGGUCAGGUGAGAAAACGCUUCAAAUUAUUUGAAAGAUACUGAAA
Molecule: messenger RNA, 887 nt
Organism: Gongylonema pulchrum
Lineage: Eukaryota; Metazoa; Nematoda; Chromadorea; Rhabditida; Gongylonematidae
Source: the annotation of a GenBank genome assembly